AUGGCUCUUGACAUCCCUCACAAAGGUUCCUACUACGUUCUUCUUCCCGACGGUCGCCUACAGAAGGUCGCUUACACUGUCAACGGCGACUCCGGUUUCGUGGCUGAGGUCAGCUAUGAGGGUGAGGCCCAAUACCCUGAGUACAAGCCUGCUCCUUACCAUCCUGCACCUGCCUACAAACCUGCUCCUUACCAUCCUGCACCUGCCUACAAACCGGCUCCUUACCAUUCUGCACCUGCCUACAAGCCUACACCUGCCUACAAACCUGCCCCUGCCUACGAGCCUGCUCCUACAUACAAGACCACCCCAACCUACGCCUAA
This is a messenger RNA of Penaeus chinensis, 321 nucleotides long. Its product is annotated as proline-rich protein 3-like. Bases 1 to 321 code for a protein of 106 amino acids. The transcript has 2 exons. Lineage: Eukaryota; Metazoa; Arthropoda; Malacostraca; Decapoda; Penaeidae. Gene Ontology annotation, cellular component: extracellular matrix. The record is from RefSeq and is a predicted model, not a curated record.